AAAAUUCGGGGGCUCGCCUCUUACACACAAUCAUCGCGAGAGUUACGGCUGGGGAAAAAAAGAGCAUGGCGGCGUCCUGGGCAAGAAGUGGUCUGAAGUUCUGCAGAAAUUUUGUUAAACCAUGGAGUGUAGAGGUCUGGAAGGGACAGGCUGUGGGAGCAAGGAGAGGCAUAACUCAAGCAUCCACAGAAAGAGCUGGAGUGAAUGGAUUUCUGCAUGCACCACUCCAAACAUUUUGUGAAGAGGAAUCCAUGAUGAAAGAUGCAGUUAAGAAGUUUGCCCAGGAACGCAUUGCUCCAUUAGUGUCAAAAAUGGAUGAGCAGUCUUACAUGGAUGAAUCAGUUAUACAUGGAUUAUUUGAACAAGGGUUAAUGGGCAUUGAAAUUGAUGAACAUUAUGGUGGAACUGGAGCUUCUUUCUUCACAUCAAUUCUUGUGAUCGAAGAGCUGGCUAAGGUUGAUCCAUCAGUUGCCGUCCUGUGUGACAUUCAGAAUACACUCAUCAAUACACUGUUUAGAAAAUGUGGUACUGAAGAACAGAAAAGUUAUUAUCUCCCCAGGCUUGCUACAAACAUGAUAGGCAGUUUUUGUCUUUCAGAAGCAGAAUCUGGAAGUGAUGCCUUUUCUUUGAAAACAAAGGCAGAAAAGCACAAAGAUUAUUACAUCAUCAAUGGGUCCAAGAUGUGGAUAAGUAAUUCUGAGCAAGCCGGAGUCUUUCUUGUCAUGGCCAACGCUAAUGCUUCAGCAGGCUACAGGGGAAUAACUUGCUUUAUUGUGGAUAGAGAUACUGAAGGACUGAGUAUUGGAAAAAAGGAAAACAAACUGGGGCUAAGGGCAUCUUCUACUUGUCCAUUGACCUUUGAUAAUGUUAAGGUGCCUGAGAGCAAUAUCUUAGGGGAAUUAGGCCAAGGCUACAAGUAUGCUAUUGGAAUGCUGAAUGAGGGCAGAAUUGGGAUAGCUGCUCAGAUGCUGGGACUGGCACAGGGCUGUUUUGAUAAUGCAAUUCCAUAUACACAGCAAAGAAUUCAGUUUGGAAAAAGGAUUUUUGACUUUCAGGGUAUGCAGCAUCAGAUCGCCCAUGUUGCUACUCAGAUAGAAGCAGCACGACUUCUAACCUACAAUGCAGCACGUUUAAGUGAAGCUGGAAGACCUUUUAUCAAAGAAGCUUGCAUGGCAAAAUAUUAUGCAUCUGAGGUGGCAACUCUGACGACAUCAAAAUGCAUAGAAUGGAUGGGAGGUGUAGGAUUUACUAAAGAUUAUCCCAUCGAAAAAUUCUAUAGAGACUGUAAAAUAGGUUCAAUAUAUGAAGGAACCUCUAACAUUCAACUUACUACAAUGGCAAAAUUCAUUGACCGUGAAUACCAAGCCUGAGCGUAAUGGAGAGGGGUAGAGGGGUAUUGGACUGUUGCUGUAAACAUCCAUUUGUUAAAAUUGUCUCUGAUCUCUUAAUUCUUGAAGUAAGUUUUUUUUUCUCUCACUCUUUCUCAAAUAAAUUAUGUUUUCCAUUCAUUUCCAUUUUUACACAGUGUUUUACUUGAAAUUUAUAUAGUAAUGUAUAAUAAAUAAUUACUAUUAACCUAUAAUAAAUGGGAAACUACUGUAUACCAUUUCAUAAAUUUUACUAAGCUGAUGUGGGUAUGGUAAUAUAUACUAUCCAUCAAUAGGAUCGUAAACUCUUUAUUGACAUGAACUUUGCUAUGGGUAUAACUAAUCCUGCUACUGUGUAUAAUUUGACCAUGUCUGAAGUUAAGUUGUUUAGUAGGUUACUGUAAAUAAUUAAUUUAUAGAGGUUCUUCUAUGGCUUUGAAAAGAUGGGUGUUAAAAGUAGCUGUAAAGCACAAUGUUACAGAUCAACAAUGUUUUUUGUAUUGUACAUUGCUGUCUAUGUCUUUGUACAUGAUGCAGCUGAACCGGUUUUAGGGUGGCUACAGCAUAUUAAAUGGUAGAGGAA
This is a messenger RNA of Polypterus senegalus (gray bichir), 1950 nucleotides long. It is a transcript of the gene acadsb, whose product is annotated as acyl-CoA dehydrogenase short/branched chain. Bases 66 to 1370 code for a protein of 434 amino acids. Gene Ontology annotation, molecular function: flavin adenine dinucleotide binding; acyl-CoA dehydrogenase activity. The record is from RefSeq and is a predicted model, not a curated record. NCBI's taxonomy places the organism in Eukaryota, Metazoa, Chordata, Cladistia, Polypteriformes, Polypteridae. The transcript has 11 exons. Gene Ontology annotation, cellular component: mitochondrion.